Messenger RNA from Mercenaria mercenaria, 10031 nucleotides. Its product is annotated as protocadherin Fat 4-like. Gene Ontology annotation, molecular function: calcium ion binding. The coding region runs from base 1 to 9498 and encodes 3165 amino acids. NCBI's taxonomy places the organism in Eukaryota, Metazoa, Mollusca, Bivalvia, Venerida, Veneridae. The record is from RefSeq and is a predicted model, not a curated record. Gene Ontology annotation, cellular component: plasma membrane. The transcript has 50 exons. Gene Ontology annotation, biological process: homophilic cell-cell adhesion.
AUGAGUAAAUAUGAGGCGACAGAUUCUGAUUACGGAGAAGACGGAGAAAUAAGAUAUAACGCCACUAUCCCUUUGAAGUGGAGGAAUAACGUAACAUUAGUCAAUAACACUGUAAAUAUUAUCGGUUUUGAUAGAGAAGUUAUGGGUUCUAGUGACUUAGUUCAGUUAACAAUUGAAGCAGUAGAUGGCGGAACUCCCGAACGAACUGGAAUGGCGGUUGUUAUAAUAAACGUUACAGGCGUCAAUGAUAACACGCCAUUGUUUCAUCCAGAAGAUAAAAACAUAACCAUUUAUCUGAAAGAAGGGAGUAAAUACGAUGAUAUACAUACAUCCAAGGCUUUUGAUGCUGAUAUUGGAAUUGGAUCGAUUAUAUCCUAUCGUCUAUCAAAAGGAAAUGAAACAUUUAGUAUUGACAGAGACAACGGUGUCAUUUCUUCAAAAAAGACACUGUUGAUAAACAACUCAAUCAAAGGAAUUCUUACGGCUGAAGUAGAAGCAUUCAAUAAUGGUAGCAGUAAGACAGAUAAACAAAACAUCACUGUCAUAUUGCAGGAUAUCAACAACAAGAAGCCUAGCUUUAAAGAGAAAAAGUACAAGAAGACAGUAAAUGAGUGCACUGAGUCUGGCACAAAGAUUCUACGCGUAAAUGCUUCUGAUGCGGACACAACAGCACAGUUUAACACGGUGACGUACUGGUUGGAGGAAUACAACGAAACAUUUUACGUAGAUCACAGCACCGGUGAUCUGUUCUUGGUCGGACCUUUAGACUGUGACCCACCACACAACAUAACCAACUACACAUUUCAAAUUUUUGCAACAGAUGACAUCAAACAGAAAAAUAAAUCCAUUUUCACCACCGUUGAGGUUACUGUUUCCAACUGUAACGAUAAUGCACCCGUCUUUACAGAAGACGUUUACAAAUGUGAAAUCCCGGAAAACAAAACUGGAGAAUUCAACUGUUCAGUGAAAGCGUUUGAUCUUGACGGAGACACACUUGUUUAUGAAAUUGUCCAACCGAGUCAAAAACCGAAUUUUAACAUAUCGUCUGCAAGUGGGACGUUGUCGGUGGUAAUUCAAUUCAACUUCGAUGCUAUGGAUAAUAAAGAGGUGUUUCUGAAUGUUUCAGCUAGCGACAAGAAUUAUACGAGAUACGUUUCCGUCACUGUAAAUAUAAUAAACGUCAACGACGAGGCACCAAAGUUUUCGAAUGAGAUAUACAACUUCAGUAUAGCAGAGAGCAAUAGGACAAAACUGAUUGUUGGUCAGAUAUCAGCAACCGAUAAGGAUGGCGAUCUUAAUAAGCUGCAGUACUCUUUGAAAGAUAGCGGUGUGUUUGGUAUUGGCGGCGAUGGAUAUAUAACAACAACAGGUGUUUUGAUUGAGGCACAACAAAUUAAAUUUGCAGCAACUGCUUUUGAUGCUGAUAUUGGAAAGGGAUCAAUUAUAUCCUAUCGCCUCGUGAAAGGGAAUGAAACAUUCAGUAUUGAUGAAAACAGUGGUAUCAUAUCUACAAAUGAUGUACUAUGGAUAAAAGGGUCAAAUAAAGGGAUUCUCAAGGCUGAAGUAGAAGCUUUCAAUGCUGGUAGUGAUAAGAAAGACACACAAUGCAUAACCCUCAUUUUGCAGGAUAUCAACAACAACAAGCCUGUCUUUAAACAUAACCGAUACACGAAGGAAGUAGACGAAUGCUCUGGUCCUGGCACAAAGAUUCUACGAGUAAAUGCCACUGAUGCAGACACAACAGCACAGUUUAACACGGUGACGUACUGGUUAGAGGAAUACAACAAAACUUUUUAUGUAGAUCACAGCACCGGUGAUCUAUUCCUGAUCGGACCUUUAGACUGUGACACCCCACAGAACAUAACCAACUACACUUUUCAAAUUUAUGCUACAGAUGAUGUUAAGAUGGAGAAUAAUUCCAUUUUCACCACCGUUGAGGUUACUGUUUCUAACUGUAACGAUAAUGCACCCGUCUUUACUGAAGACAUUUACCAAUGUGAAAUCCAAGAAAACAAAAUUGGAGAAUUCAACUGUUCGCUGCAAGCGUCUGAUCUUGACGGAGACACACUUUCCUACGAAAUUAUGAAAUCGCCACAAACAGAAAAUUUCAAUAUAUCUUCUCCAAAUGGGUUGUUGUCGGUUGUAACGCCAUUCGACUAUGAUAAAAUGGACACUAAGGAAGUGUUUCUGAAUGUUUCAGCAAGCGACAAAAAGUACACGAGUUACGCCACAGUCAUAGUUACGAUUGUAGAUGAGAAUGACGAAAGGCCAGUAUUUGAAGGAGUACCGUAUGUUUUUAAUAUAACUGAAAACAUGACGAUUGUGCCACACCUUGUGGGAAGUGUAAGAGUGUCGGAUGUUGAUAGCAGCUUUAAUCUUUCGUUGAACAGGACAUGUUCAGAUACUUACAAUAUAUCAGUAUCUGAAAAUGGUGAUAUAAUAGCAAACCGAAGGUUUGAUUAUGAAGACGGGACACAUUCUCUUCACUGUGAAAUAAUGGCCAGAGAUAAAUUGACAGAAGUUGUGAAACAGGAUCUAACAAUUAACAUAAUUGACGUAAACGACAACGCACCAGUUUUUGCAAAUGAAUCAAGCGGUGUUUCAAUAACAGAGAAUGCCAGUAAAGGAACAUCCGUGAUAGAAGUAUCAGCAAGUGACGCAGAUAACAGUUCAAUGUAUAACCAAGUGACAUACAGUAUUUUUGGUGGUAAUCAUAUGGAACUAUUCAAGAUCAAUGCAAAUACUGGAAUGGUGUCGACAGAUCAAAGUUUGGCCAGUCACGGCGGAGAGAACAUAGUCUUAAUAAUUGCCGCGGAAGACAAUGGCAUUCCACCAUUGGCUGCUUAUAGCCGUUUGAAAAUACACAUUGAAAAUGAAAAUAUUCACAGACCCGUUUUUCAGCAGCAAUCGUAUGUCGCAAGUGUGAAGGAGGAUAAUGGAACUAUCAAAAUAUUACAGGUAUUUGCGACAGAUGAAGAUAACGAUCUACUUUACUACACAGUCUUGGACCAUACAGACGUAUUUCAUUUCAACAACACUAGCUUAUUAGCAAAAGAUCUUGAUGCAGAGGCAUUUAGAAGUACGGAUGGCCGGUGUUAUUUCACGAUUCAAGUAUCAGAUGGUACCUAUAAUGAUACUGCCACAGUAAAUAUCACUGUCAUCGAUAUAAAUGAUAAUGCUCCCUCUUUUUCUUAUAAUUCGGGAAAUUUCUACAACUUGACAUUAAACGACACGGCAGUGACCGGUGAAAACGUUUUAAAUAUAACAGCUAAGGACCGUGAUAUCUCUAAUACUGGUUUUACCUUUAUUCUGUAUGGCGGGGAAGGAGACUUUGAAAUUAAUUAUUCUAAUGGACAACUAAAGCUGAUGCAGGCUUUUGGAAGGAAUGGGAAAUUUUACAAUAUGUCAGUGAUAGUGAUUGACCACGGAAAUCCACCAAAAUCCAGCACAGCCCAAGUUAUAAUUCAUGUACAGGCUACCAAUCAAAACUGGCAUUUUAAUAGCAGUUUUGAAUUCAAUUUCUCUGAAAACAGUAAAUCUGAACAAGCUUCAAUUGCUGCGACAUCUGACAUUACCAUUACAUAUGAGAUCAUUUCCGACAACAGUUUUGAUAAUCAUGAUAUAUUUAACCUGAACAAGUCAACCGGUUUGCUGACUGUUGCCAAUGAAGCAAAUUUGUUAAAUUUUGAAAAACAGUCAAAAUAUGAGUUAGUAGUUAGUGCUUGCGAUAGCGCAGUGUUUCAAAGGAAAUUCACGGCAAAUGUUACCAUCAAUGUCCUUGAUGUGAAUGAAACACCUAACAUUACAAAAUAUGACAAGCAAGUUUUUGUUCAAGAAAAUACUACUGCUGAAACUAUCAUUUCAGCUGUAGAGGCGUUUGAUCCUGACAAAAACGACAUACUGUCGUUUGAUUUAUCUGACAAUCAAAACUUUACGAUUAGAAAUAAUGGAAAUAUUUCUGUUAAAACAAACAUUUUAAAGAAAGGAAAUUAUUCACUAAGCAUUACAGUAAAAGACAAGGUUGGCCUCACAUCCAGUGUGACAACAUACGUUAUUGUUCCUGGUGUCGAGUUUCAAACACUUGUUCCAGAUAGUGUAUUUGAAAAUGUCAGUGUCCCAUUUCUUAUCAGCAACCUCACAACUGAAAUGUAUAAUAUGAAGCUUGUAUACAGCAUCAGUUCGUCUUCAUAUUCUGGGAAAUUUUUGGUGGCAAAAAAUGGCUCAUUGAUGUUGACGGAGGAUUUGGACAGGGAGGUCACAAUGAUUGUUAAUCUCCAUAUUCAAGGCAGAGAUGUGUCUCAUGGUAUCCUCAUCACAGAUAUCAAAAUUACUGUUCGUGUGGAUGAUGUCAAUGAUUGCAAACCUGAAUUUCUGUCGAGCAGUUAUACAGUAACUAUAGAUGAUGUUGUAGCAAAUGAAACAAGAAUUGCGUAUAUAGAGGCAGUUGAUAGAGACGCAGAUGAAGCAAACCGUAAUCUUACUUACAACAUUAUUGGAAAUUACACAGAUAUAUUUUCCAUGGACGGAAACAAGUUAAAAUUGGACAAUUCUGCCCGUCUGAAAACGCAACAGUAUCAUCUUACUGUCAGUGUAACUGAUGGCAUCUUUGAAAACAGUACUUCCGUUCGAGUCAUUGUUUUAGACACUAAUAAUCACUCACCAGCGUUUUCCAAUCGUACCUACAAAUUCUCAGUAACCGAGACAAACAACACAGGGCAUUCCGUAGGUACUGUUUCUGCUCAUGACAAAGACAAUGACAACAAUCGUAAUGGAGAAAUCACCUACGCGCUUUCGGGCGGAAAUAAGGAUUCAGUGUUCGAGAUAAACAGUACCACGGGUGAUAUAAAAACGGUGACUGCGAUUGACCGGGAGGAUAAAGACACAUACACCCUCAUCGUAACAGCAACUGACCACGGGAAUAACCCGCGAAAGGGCACCUGCACAGUGUUAGUGAGUGUUCUCGAUGUCAACGACAACCAUCCAGAAUUUAAAGGAGCAGCAUUUUUCAAUGCCUCGGUUCAAGAAAAUUCACCGAAUGAAACAGCUGUUGUAAUUAUACCGGAAAUAAAUGUGACUGAUAAAGAUAUGGGUACAAAUGGCACUGAAGGAAUAGUCUACAGGCUAAAUGAGAGCGAACCGUUUUGCAUGAAUGAAACGAGACCAACCAUUUUUGUAUGCGGCGAUUUAGACAGGGAAAAAAAAGAUUUGUACCAUUUAGAGGUUAUAGCUCUUGAUUCAAAUGGAAAUAAUGGCUCAUUAGAUACGAGUGCUACGGUUACCAUCUAUAUUCUUGAUGUAAACGACGAAACUCCGCAGUUUACAGAUGUGGUAUAUACAUUCAACGUGUCGGAAAAUACUGACACAGUUGUGAAUGUUGGAAAUGUUUCUGCUACUGAUAAAGACUCUGGCGGGAAUAAGACUUUGCGAUACAGUAUAAUCAGUGGAGACGACAGAAGGUUUUAUGUCGAUACAUUUUCAGGAAUGAUUUAUGCUGGGGGUAAUAUUGACAGAGAAAACCAAUCGACUUUUACUCUGAAUGUGUCUGCAUUUGAUGGCGUCAACAGAAAUUACACAGGAGUUGUAAUUAACGUCACUGACGUCAAUGAUAAUCCUCCGGUGUUUGAAAUGAUAACAUUUCAAGAUUCUAUCAAUGUGAAUAUUGUGGAAGAAACCCAGUAUGGCAUUAUAUUCAAUGCUACAGCAUUCGAUCACGAUGAAAUCGACUCCGACAAUAGCAAAAUUACAUACCACUUCAAUUUUUCUGAUCCAGACAAUGGAACAGAUCUGUUUAUAAUCAACGAUGAUGGUGGUUUGAACUUAACAAGGCCUUUGGAUCGGGAGAAGCGAGACCAUUACGAGGUGACCAUUACUGCGACUGAUAGUGGAUCUCCAAGACUUUCCUCUUCUCUUCAUGUGCAUGUUAACGUCCUGGACAUAAAUGAUAAUCGGCCAGAGUUCUGUGUUGACAGCAGGUGUGAUAAACAUGAAGCUGACUGCUCCACUGUUGAAAAGGCUCCAGUUUCAUCUGUUUUGAUACUGUUAGGGUCAAAAGAUUUGGACUUUGGAGAGAAUGCGUCUGUUUCUUACUCUAUUGAAAAGUCAAAUGUUUCGAAGUAUUUCAGAAUAGAUAACGAAACUGGUGUUGUAUCUGUGGCCGAUGCACUCGUAGUAAAUAACCUCAUACAAGCAGGAAUGCCACAUUCCAGUGAUACAGCAGAUGUACAACUGUCUAUUGUUGCUACAGAUGGUGGUGGUCUGAACACAAGUCUUACACUGCAUGUUUUUGUUGAGCCCAUUAAUGAUGCCGACGUGCCGGUUUUCAAGGAAUCACCUUGUAAAUUCAACGUCAACGAAACAAAUGAGACAGGUAUAGCCGUCGGGAGUUGCAUCGCCACGACAAACGAUACACUUAGUCAGAUGACAUAUGAACUAAUUAGUGGGUACGGAAUACAUUCGGAUGUAUUUAUCAUCGAUCCAAAAACGGGAAAUAUUACGACACAGUCUGCACUAGACAGGGAGAAAACGGACAGAUACGUAUUCGCAGUGCAAGUCCGUGACGGCAGAAUUCCAGAGAGGACAGCAUUUUCUUCUGUUGAAAUCACCAUCAACGAUGUUAAUGAUAACAGCCCAGUUUUUAUGAAUGAAAACAUUACAAUCUCUGUUCUUGAGAAUUCGACAGUAUUCACCCACACAAACGUGACGGCAACCGACAUUGAUGAAGGUCUAAAUGCUGAAAUAUCGUACACGCUGAACACCAACACCAAUGACAGUAUUUUUAUCAACAUCGAUGAAAAGGGGAAGUUAACAUUAAAUGGAACAUUUGACUAUGAACAGAAGAAACGUUAUGAGAUCAUAGUCACGGCUAUGGACAAAGGUAUCCCUCCUCGCACCAGUUCUGCAGAAGUUCAUAUUGUCGUAAUUGAUGUCAACGAUAAUUCUCCAGAAUUUGAAAAUAUCACAGACUUCUACAGACUACCAGAAAAUCAGCCACCAAGCCAGAUAUUCACUGUUUAUUCGACGGAUGAGGACUCCGGAUGGAAUGGAAAGGUUGUAUACAAGCUACAGAACAUUGAAGAUGUCCCAUUUGGCAUAGAUCCAUUCAAUGGCACGGUGUAUUUGCAAGGCAAGCUCGACUAUGAGUCCAAGACAAACUACACUCUCAGUAUUAUAGCCCAGGACCUGGGAUCGCCGCCUCAGUCAACGAUUAAAGAAGUUACUAUUUAUGUUGGGGAUGUAUAUGACUACAAACUAAUGUUUAAGAAGAAUAUAUUUGAUAUAAAUAUUACUCCAACUACACCAUUGAACCAGUCGCUAUUGAAUUUGACAGUCACUGUACCACAAGCAUAUUUUUCUGUCAAAGGGAAGGACUCGGAGUAUUUCAACAUUGAAAAUAGUACAGGCAACCUUUUCCUGGUUAAACCUAUUUCUGCAGAACGACAACUUUAUGCCAUUCAAGUUGUUGCCGAGGACGGACAUGGCCAGAAUGCCUCUUGCACGGUAAUUGCUCACGUUAUGGCACACGACGUUACUUUUAAUACCCCUGAAAUUAAACUUCAUUUGAUGGAAAACCUGAACGAAACAACUGUAUUGGUAGAUCUGAACACAACUGAAGAACUGUCUGGAAACGGUGCCGAAUAUACGAUAUUAAAUGUGCUGCCAACAGGCAAGGAUUUAUUUACUGUGGACCGCACUACUGGAGUUUUGAGAUGUAAUAAGCCAUUGGACAGAGAGGAGCAUGCACAGUACACUAUUCUAAUAUCUGCGCAUGCGUCUGUUACACGCAGGAAGAGAGAAAUACCUAGACCAUCUUCAACUAUAAGAAUCAUUGUUGAUGUUGGUGAUGUAAACGACAAUCCUCCACAUUUUACAUCUGACCAAGAACGAGCGUUCGGCGUUCCAGAUAAUGUCAGGGCAAAUUAUCUUGUGGGUAAAAUCCAGGCCGAGGACCGUGAUACUUCGGACGCCGGUAAGCUCAGAUACAACGUUACAGGUGGUCGUUCAGAUGUCUUUGGCGUUAACAUGGAGACAGGUGAAAUAAGAACAUUGGUCGCCAUUGCAAGUACAAGAAGUAGCAAUUUUUAUCUAUCGAUAAGCGUAUCGGAUGGAAAUGUAUUGAACAAAAAAGCAACAAUAAACGUAACUAUUUUUGUUGUGCCAACAAAAAAUCAACCAAGUGUGUUAGUCAACAUGGCGGUCGGUGAAUUUAACAACAGAAUUGACGCUUAUCGGAAAAAUAUGAGUGAAAUUCUUGGAGUCGUGAUACAGUUCGAGAAAAUAGAAGCACAUCAGGAAGUUGACUCAGACGGUGUGAUUCAUGUUGACCUUUCAAGAACUGAUCUUAUAUUUCACGGAAUCAACCGUACUUCUGGAUUGCUAGUGUCAAAUGAAAGAAUGAACGAGCUUAUAAACAGUAACCUUGACGAACUGGCUCAACUAUUCCACCAGAAGCAGCUAGUUGUCAGUCACGUGAUUAUAGAUGUAAUUGCAGAUCCAUCUGCAAUAUCGACCACACAGAUACUCUUUAUCUGCAUGGCAGUUUUUAUCUUCUUUGGUUCCUUGGCCGCUCUUGUUGUAGCCCAAUACUCUUGGACCAGAUAUGAAACCGAGAGACAAGAAACUGAAAAGGAAGCUGAAAGAAUCAAAGAAGUAGAACUAAGUACAAUAAGAAGUAGGCAAUCCAGUAAACUUUCAUCCAUGAUGGCGGCUGCAGCUGUUAAUCCGGCUUUUGCAGAGACCGAGUUUGUUACCAGCAACGGUCAAAUUACCACUGGAAUGAAAGACAAACCUCAGUAUGAGUCCCAAGAGCUACGAGUAAACUUUGAAGAAGAACCGCUUGAAGCCCUUCUAAAUGCACAAGGUCUAGGUAAUGCAUCACAAAGCGUAAUCGAUAGUGGUGUUGGACAUACUUCAGUACACUCAGAAGAAAAUGGUCUCGACAGAUCUAGUCCUACGCCUGGUCCCAGCUCUGAUGUUGUGGCCUCGGGAAAUACCCAGUUGAAACAACAAGCGCUUGAUGUAACCCCAGCAAAUGGGGAGGUUCCCGUCAUGACAUCUAGUCCUAGAGCAAGCCGCGACUCCAAACCGGUGGAAAAUAGAAUAAUAAUUACCACAGGUCUUGAAAUUCAAGCUGAUGAAAGAAAUUCAGAAAGUAAAGAAGUUAGCGAUACUAACAUCGAAGGAACCAGAACUCGCGGAGCUUCAUUUGUAUUGUUGGAUGCCACAGGAGAAUCAGAAACGGAUGAUACAGUUGACGAUAAUGUAGAGAAUGUUUCCAAAGCCAAAGAAGAAUCCAAAGACGAAACGAACAUCGGACAUAAAUCGGAAGGGUCGUUGAUAACUAAGGCAACUGCAGACUCAAGGGAUGGACUAGAUGAUAUAAUGAAUACUGAGCCUGGAACAAGAAGCGGAGAUGCAUCUAUUGACGGUGAAAGUGCGCAUGAUGGAGAUGCCAUUAUAGAAGCCAACGACGAUACGGAUAUUGAGUGUACGUCAUUUUGAGAUGAUAUGAUUACUAUUAUGACAUAUGCACUGGACUUAAGCCUGCUAAAAUUACAAUAUUAAAACAAAACGUGCAAUACAUAUAUCAUAUCGUAUAUAUAACUAUAUUAUGUAAACAGUAUGUGCAAUAUAUUCAUAUACACCGUUUAAAUCGUGAUUUUUUGUAAAAUGAUAAACUAAAUUGUAUUUGAUGGAAUUUGAUUUCAGCUUGUGAUUUGUUUGUUUAAAGCUGUUUCAAACAUGGUGUGCCUGUUUAAUAGACAGUCAGGAUUUCUAGGCAUUGACAAAGUAAAGUUUUGCUUCAGUUUUUUCUAUUAUUAUUUCAACAUACAUUUUGUGUGUGUACAUACAUCUAUAAUGUAUAUAGCCGCCGUUGUAAUUUUCAUUCAUUACUGAAUUAAAAGAGAUUGAUUGUAGUAAUGUGAGUAUUAAAAGCAUCACCAGACGAAUGUAUAAAAAGUGGCACUUAUGAUAACGAUAAUUUCAAUAAUUAAUUCUGUUUUGAUUAGAUAUUAAAUCAUUUUCUCAGUUCA